CUGCACUAUGGGACCCUCAUGGGCAGCAGAGCUUGUGUCAAAAUGGCAGCAGCUGCCUGGAGCACUGUUUUUCUCUAUGCUGUGCUGCACACUGCUAACACAUUUUCAAUACCACUCUGCCAAGGCAAUGUCCUGGACCAGUUCUUCUGUGAAAUCCCCCAGAUCAUCAAGCUCUCCUGCUCAGACUCCUACCUCAGGGAACUUGGGGUUAUUGUGGUUAGUGCCUGUUUAGGCUUUGUGUGUUUCAUUUUCAUUGUGGUGUCCUACGUGCAGAUCUUCACUGCUGUGCUAAGGAUCCCCUCUGAGCAGGGCCGGCACAAAGCCUUUUCCAUGUGCCUCCCUCACCUGGCCGUGGUCUCCCUGUUCAUCAGCACUGGCACAUUUGCCUACCUGAAGCCCCCCUCCCUCUCCUCCCCAGCUCUGGAUCUGGUGGUGGCUGUUCUGUACGCGGUGGUGCCUCCAAGCUUGAAGGCUGGCUCUUCUUCCAAAGCUGGUGUCAAGAAUAGGCCCAAAGAAAUUAUGACCAAAGGGGCUGCUGCUGAUGGGGUUCUCCAUGGGUUCAGAAGGAAAAAGCUCAUAGUCAUGUAA
This is a messenger RNA of Dromaius novaehollandiae (emu), 588 nucleotides long. RefSeq names its product olfactory receptor 14A16-like. Gene Ontology annotation, cellular component: membrane. NCBI's taxonomy places the organism in Eukaryota, Metazoa, Chordata, Aves, Casuariiformes, Dromaiidae. The record is from RefSeq and is a predicted model, not a curated record. The annotation marks the transcript as partial. The transcript has 2 exons. Gene Ontology annotation, molecular function: olfactory receptor activity; odorant binding. Gene Ontology annotation, biological process: G protein-coupled receptor signaling pathway.